Molecule: messenger RNA, 863 nt
Organism: Solanum dulcamara
Lineage: Eukaryota; Viridiplantae; Streptophyta; Magnoliopsida; Solanales; Solanaceae
Product: agamous-like MADS-box protein AGL11
Exons: 8
Coding region: 73-654 (193 amino acids)
Biological process (GO): positive regulation of transcription by RNA polymerase II
Cellular component (GO): nucleus
Molecular function (GO): RNA polymerase II cis-regulatory region sequence-specific DNA binding; protein dimerization activity; DNA-binding transcription factor activity, RNA polymerase II-specific
Source: RefSeq, a predicted model, not a curated record
AGGUUAAAAAAAGGAAGAGGAAAAAAGAAAAAUACUCCAAAAAGUCUAUUAAAUUAUCUGUAAUUUGAAGAAAUGGGGAGAGGGAAAGUGGAAUUGAAGAGAAUAGAGAAUCAAACAAACAGGCAAGUCACCUUCUCCAAGAGAAGAAGUGGUUUAUUUAAAAAAGCUUAUGAACUCUCCAUUCUAUGUGAUGCUGAAGUUGCUCUUCUUCUUUUCUCUCCUUCCGGAAAAGGUUACCAAUUCGCUAGCCAUGACAUCGAAAGGACCAUUUUAAGGUACAAGAAUGAAGUUGGAUUGUCCAAAAAUAGCGACCAAGGCCUCAGAGCUAUGGAGGUUUGGAGAACUAGGAUUGAUGACAUGACAAGAACAAUACAUGAACUUGAAGCCAGAGAUAAGCAUUUGGCUGGAGAAGAGUUAUCAAGUCUUGGCAUGAAAGAAUUGAAGCAGUUGGAGCGUCAGCUCAGAGUUGGGGUUGAACGUAUUCGAUCUAAAAAGAGACGUAUCAUUUCCGAACAUAUCCACUGGCUUAAGAGAAGGCAUAAAAUCCUUCAUGAGGAGAACAUCCAUCUCCAAAAGCAAGUAAGGUUGUGUGAAGCAGAAGGGAGCUCAAGGAUUCUCAAUUUAAAUGCAAGUGAGUUACUUUCUGAGGGAUGACGAAUAUAUAAUUUAUAGAAGCUUUAAUUGCAUGGUUGUGUAAAGAGUCUACCCUAAAUGAAUGUAACGUAGCAUAUAUAGAAAUAGCGUGUACGAUAUAUUUUAAUUUUUUUUUAUGUUAUGUGAAUAUACUUAUUUAUUUUCUAGAAUUUUCAUUUCAAGUCAAUGUCGGGUAAAAAAAGAAAAAGAAAAAACAAAUUGUAUUGUAU